AUGCGGCAUCAGGCUCCUUCCAUAUACCAGUCGCCGAAAUGCUUCGUCACGUACGGCACCAUGAGGCACGUCGAUCCGAAGCAGCCUCCGAGUAAAGGCAAGCCGUGGACGGCCAUUUCGGAGCUCGACUUUGUCCACAAGAUUGACUUGAUCAUCCCCCAAGACAUUUGCGACAUCAUCGUCCACAAGAUGGAUGAGCGUGCUUCGCCGGCCUACUACAGAGUCGUCAUGACGCUGGGCCAGGUGCUGGAGACCAAGUUCCUCACUCGGUAUAUCAAAUUAGGGAAUAUCAUGAUGCUGUCGGAAGGUAAAACGACCAUUGGAAAUCUCUUCACCCUUCGAGAGGGUAUCCUGGACCUCUACCUUGAUAGGGAGACGUAUGAACGCGCUGGGCUUGAGGGGAAACCCUACGGCAUCAAGGGUGAUCGAGGAUCUAAGCCUAGGUGGAAAGUAUCAUAUAACCUGCGGGAAGAGUCAAUGCUGCACGGUAGGAAAAAGUUCGACAGACUGAAUUAUGCAUGCAAGCAGGUGCUGAACCAGCCCAUGACAUGGCUUGUCUGCAACGCCUCCGACUCUGCUAUGGAUGAAGAUUUGCUGCAGAGUCUGGGCGCGACGGAAAGAACGUCGUCGCCAAAGCUAUCUACAGACACCGGGAUCAACCAGAUUCCCCUUAGGAUACCGCCCACCAUCCUCGCGCAGGGAGACCGCGAGGCUCUUGAAUACUCCGCGACGGAAAUAUACGAGUGGCUGUCGCUUGUCCGGUUAGAAAGUCCUCGCGUCGUGGCGGGAGACAACAUUGACCCCUAUCUCUCACGAUAUGCACCGCCAGAAGCCGACGGCGCCGUGGCCCAGACACCAGUCUGCAAGCUGAGUUGGCAAGGUUUCCUAUCCUCGAGCUGGCUACGGAGCCUCUUCGUCGACGUCAUCACCAGCUGCCCGUCGCAGUCGUGGUUCGCGCUUAGCAGCACGACCUUCUCUCGCAACAUCCUCGGCGGGUGCAACGAGCUCACUUUCCUUCGGCCGCCUGAGCGCUCGGGAGAGUUCCUCAUGUGGGAGAUCAAAAGCCAAGACUGA
This is a messenger RNA of Trichoderma citrinoviride, 1074 nucleotides long. RefSeq lists its product as hypothetical. The record is from RefSeq and is a predicted model, not a curated record. The coding region runs from base 1 to 1074 and encodes 357 amino acids. Gene Ontology annotation, biological process: tRNA 3'-end processing; endonucleolytic cleavage in ITS1 to separate SSU-rRNA from 5.8S rRNA and LSU-rRNA from tricistronic rRNA transcript (SSU-rRNA, 5.8S rRNA, LSU-rRNA); tRNA 5'-leader removal. NCBI's taxonomy places the organism in Eukaryota, Fungi, Ascomycota, Sordariomycetes, Hypocreales, Hypocreaceae. The transcript is spliced from 5 exons. Gene Ontology annotation, cellular component: multimeric ribonuclease P complex; ribonuclease MRP complex. Gene Ontology annotation, molecular function: ribonuclease MRP activity; ribonuclease P activity.